Molecule: messenger RNA, 801 nt
Organism: Cylindrotheca closterium
Lineage: Eukaryota; Bacillariophyta; Bacillariophyceae; Bacillariales; Bacillariaceae
Source: the annotation of a GenBank genome assembly
AUGACUCGAAAAAGCAAGCAAGCGGGGGGGAAUAUGCCUCUCACUUCAGUCGAGAUGAAGAAGUAUUCUGUGGGAUAUGGAACAACAACUGCUCGUUUGAAUGCAAUCUCCCAAUACACCUUUGGCGAUUGUGCUUUGUCAUUGCAUUUAGCUGAUGAUCAUCCCGUGGCCACACCUUCUGGUUACAUUUACGAGAAAGCGGCCAUUCUGGAAUAUCUUCUGACUAAAACCCAACAACUCAAGAAAGAAAAGAGAGAAUACGAAGCGUGGCUUCGAAAGUGUCAAACGGAAGAAAAUGAAAAGGACGAGAGAAAGAGAAAAGCACAAGUUGUAGCGUUUGAAGAGGGUCAAAAAGUUGUAACCGAAAAGAAGCAGAGAGUAGACGAUAACCCUCUGAAGCGAACGAGUUACUGGCUUGCAGAAUUUCAGCCCGAAGCAGCCAUUGCUAGCAAUUCAUUCAAUAUCCCUCCGAAAAGACCUCCUUCUCCGAACAGUCAACAACCUUUAUGCAACAAAGAUCUUAUUGCUCUUAAUUUGAUACGGGACACUGGCACCCAUGUAAUCUGUGCAGUUUCGGAAAGGCCCAUAACCACACAACCAGCAAUCGCACUCGUGACAAAAAAAGGAGCUUUGGCCGAAGUUGUAUUGGAACAAGUAUUCAAUGAUCUGGGAAAGGAGAAACUAUGUCCCGUAACUGGUAGGAAAAUCUCGAAAAUUCUUCAAUUGCGAAAAGGAGGAUCAUCAUUUGCAGCCUCUGGUGGCUCAAUAGAAGCCAAAACAUAUCGACCAAGCAUGACAUAG